AUGGUUGAUGAUCCAUCUUGUAGCAGCUGGGGUGCUUGUGAAGAAAAUAUGGAACAUAUCUUCCAUUCUUGUCCCAAUGCAGUAGUUGUUUGGGGCUCUCUUGUUCCCCACAACAAACACAACAGGAAUGAUAUUGUAUUCCAAGAUGCGAGCUUCAAUGGCUCAACAAUUAUUGCUCAGUGCCGAGCUUGGGAAAGGGUUGUUAGAUCUAAUGAGAUUAAGAAGUUGAUUGUAAAGAAUAGGGUCACUAAGCUUAUUCAAUGGUUCGCCCCUGCUUCGGGCUGCUGGAAAUUGAACACUGAUGGUGCAGUUAAACACUCGACAAAAGAAGCAUCUGCUGGUGGUGUCAUCAGGAACUCGAAUGGAUAG
Messenger RNA from Salvia splendens (bonfire salvia), 369 nucleotides. RefSeq lists its product as uncharacterized. Lineage: Eukaryota; Viridiplantae; Streptophyta; Magnoliopsida; Lamiales; Lamiaceae. The coding region runs from base 1 to 369 and encodes 122 amino acids. The transcript is spliced from 2 exons. The record is from RefSeq and is a predicted model, not a curated record.